CGCUUGAUUAAAACCAGAUGUAGCUACUAGAGUGGAGGGGUGAGAAAGCUGAAGACACGAAGUUUUUUCUGGUAUUUCUGGUUGUGUAAAGUUCACACAGCUGAGGAUUUCUGGGUUAUUAUCGUCAGGUUUUUAGAAGAGAAGACGUUUGUUUGAGCAGGAAAGAUGAGUUACGACGGAGCGAAAGAAGGUUGAGCGUUUGAGAGAAGUCCAGGAAGCCCGAAAACUCAACGUCCGCAGAAAUUUAUGCUGGAGUCACAAGACAAGCUGUGGUAUAACAUCAGUCCUAACGGUAACCAGCGGGUUAGCUAGCUGUUUAAGAGUUAAUUAAACGCGUCCAACUAACCUCAGAAACUCCAGGAUAAAUCCAGACACACUUUAUAAUGUCAGUCUACUUUAAUCCAGGCUCAGACUCGGGAGUAAAUGGAAAUAUUGCAAAGAUGGAAGAUGCAAAGGUGCAGAUUGAUGAUGGAAAAGAGGAGAAUGUGUUGCCAGACACAAUGUACCACGACAUCAAAAAGCAGAUCACUCCAUUUGUUAUGUCCUUUGGCUUUCGUGUGUUUGGAGUGGUGCUGAUCAUCGUGGACUUUGUGCUCGUGAUUGUGGACUUCUCACUGCCAGCAAAGAGCAGAGAGGUUGGGAACGCUCUAGAAGGCGUGUCCCUCUUCAUCUCCUUUUUUUUCCUGGCUGAUGUUCUCCUUCGGGUCUAUGUGGAGACCUUCAAAGUGUACUUCAGCUCGAGGCUGAACAUCAUCGACGCCUGCGUUGUUGUCAUCACACUGGCGGUCACCAUGAUCUACACCUUCAGUGACCUGUCGGGUGCUAGUCUCAUUCCCAGGGUCGUAACAUUCCUGCGCUUCUUGAGAAUAAUCAUCUUCGUGAGGAUUUUCCGACUGGCAUCUCAGAAGAAAGAGCUGGAGAAAGUCACCAGGAGGAUGAUAUCUGAGAACAAGAGGCGCUAUCAAAAGGAUGGAUUUGACCUUGAUCUUACCUAUGUCACAGAUCGCAUCAUCGCCAUGUCUUUCCCCUCCUCUGGGAAACAGGCCUUCUAUAGGAACCCCAUCAGAGAGGUUGCAAGGUUUCUAGACACUAAACACGAAGACCACUACAGAGUUUACAACCUGUGUAGCGAAAAAGGCUACGACCCCAAGUUCUUCCACUACAGGGUGGAGCGGGUUUUCAUUGACGACCACAACGUGCCCGCUUUAGAGGACAUGCUGAAGUACACGGCUAACGCAAGGCAGUGGAUGGCAGCUGAUCCUAAAAACGUCAUUGCUAUUCACUGUAAAGGAGGAAAAGGGCGCACAGGGACAAUGAUUUGCACGUGGCUUAUUGACAGUGACCAGUUUGAAAGUGCGCAGGACAGUUUGGAGUACUUUGGUGAGAGGAGGACGGAUAAGAGUCAGAGCUCCAAGUUCCAGGGAGUGGAGACUCCCUCUCAGAGUCGGUACGUGGGGUACUACGAGAUCAUGAAGACGCAGUAUAACCGACAGCUGCCUCCACCGAAAAGCCUCAGGAUCAAAAGCAUCCGCAUUCACUCGAUAGCAGGUGUGGGGAAAGGCGAUGGCAGCGAUCUGACGGUGAAGAUAAUUGUGAAGAGGGAGCUGGUGUUUCAGUGUGUGUGUGCCAAACAGGAUAACUGCUCCGUAUUUCCUGACGUCGGUAACAACGCAGCUGUCAUCAGCCUGCACAGCGGACCUGUUGUUGAAGGAGACGUGAAGGUUAUGUUUGAAUCCAGCUCUGGUCUUCCUAAAGGAUAUGAAGAUGUUCCUUUCUACUUCUGGUUCAACACGUCCUUCAUAACGGAUAACAAGCUGUUUUUGCCCAGGGAGGAGCUGGACAACCCACACAAAUCCAAAACCUGGAACCUGUACAAGGAGGACUUUGGUGUUACCGUGUUCUUCUCUGGAUCUGAAUAAAAGAGGGCCGAAUAGACGAGUGGAGAGGAAAUGAGUCACUGAACACUAAUGAGUUUGUUACAAGAGCCAAGCACUUAAUGAUCCCUUUUGAAUCGAAUCACGUUUACUGAAGCGCUCCUUUGAGUCGUGGUGCUUAAAUGUAUAUAAAAUGUUAAAGAAACCAUCACUAUUAAAAAAUUUACUUAAAA
Nothobranchius furzeri (turquoise killifish) is the source of this 2107-nucleotide messenger RNA. NCBI's taxonomy places the organism in Eukaryota, Metazoa, Chordata, Actinopteri, Cyprinodontiformes, Nothobranchiidae. The record is from RefSeq and is a predicted model, not a curated record.